Messenger RNA from Rhizopus microsporus ATCC 52813, 1757 nucleotides. RefSeq lists its product as uncharacterized. The transcript has 8 exons. Gene Ontology annotation, biological process: microtubule cytoskeleton organization; mitotic spindle midzone assembly. Gene Ontology annotation, molecular function: microtubule binding. Gene Ontology annotation, cellular component: cytoplasm; spindle; mitotic spindle midzone. NCBI's taxonomy places the organism in Eukaryota, Fungi, Mucoromycota, Mucoromycetes, Mucorales, Rhizopodaceae. Bases 88 to 1404 code for a protein of 438 amino acids. The record is from RefSeq and is a predicted model, not a curated record.
UUACCAGAGAUAGAACAAUUAUCAAAGGAACUUGAUCUACAUUUAAAAGAGUAUGAUGAUAGCGAUCUUUCAUGGGCUAACGUGCAAAUGAUAAGCUGUGAUUUGCGUGACUUGCGUGAAUUGAAGGCUCAACGUAGCAAAGAGUUUGAAUUAUUAGUCAGGGCUAUUCAGUAUUAUUGGAAUAUUUUAGAUCAUACUGUCAAUACCAAUGAUGCCUUGGAGGUGUCCUUGGAUGCAUUGUUUCAGCACUUUCCUCUUCCUCCUGAUACCAUAGCGACAGUUGCGCCAAUGACGAUGAUAAUACAAGAUACAGAAUAUUUUCACAAGUCAUUAAUGAAAUUAUCUCAAAACAACUUGAAUCAAUUACGCACAAUGAAGCAAAACUUGGAAACUAUUUUUAAAUCAAGAUUGAUCAUCUACACCAAGUCGAUUACUAAAAUAAAGGCAGUCUGGGAGGAACUACAGGUACCGAUCUUGGAGAGGCCGAUCUUACCGACAAAGCUUGGUACCAGUGAUAUGGUCAAGUUGAAGGAUAUCGUCAACAAUUUGGAUCCAUUUAUCAAGAGAGCAUUCGAAAGAUACAUUUUACAGUUCAAGGAUCAACUGGAGUCUCUAUGGGAUUCUUGCUUGGUUUCGAGAUUAGAAAGAGACGAAUUCAUUGCGUCUCUUUAUAAGAAAAAUACCAAACAAGAAAUAAAAUUCACUGUAGACAAACAUAUCAGAUACCUUCGAUCCAUGGUUCCCAAAGGACAGGCCUUACUUGUGCUUAUGAAGGAAAGAAAAGAUUUGAUUCAAAAGAUGAUUGACUUUGAAAAGAAAGCAAGUGAUCCAAAGCGCCUAUUUCAAGCUUCAUUUCAGUUAUUAGAAGAAGAGAAAUGGAGAAACACGUGUUUGCCUCGUCUGUUACAGCUGGAUCGUUCUCUUAUAAAGGCUAUUCAAGAGUUUGAAAAACUGGCUGGUAAACCUGUCAUGUUUGGUGGAAAGAGAUAUCUUGACACUUUAUUGGAAGAAAUUGCUGACAGAGAAGCAAACCAAACCUUCUUUGGUUUCUUAAACACGGAACCCUCUACGUCUACUACUACGAUCACCACCAACAUAAAGCGUAUAAAGAAUGCAAGGCCUGCUUCCGUAGGCAGUUUAGGCUCCAUGGUAAAGAAGCAACAACAACAACAACAACAGCCUCAAAAGCCACGCGUCAUGUGUCCAACUUCAUCUCAGUCUAUGCCCUUAGAUAAGCAGCCCAAAAGACAACAGGUCUCAAAGGACUCCAAGCCAUCAUCUUCUAUUCAUUCAGCAUCUUAUAUCCCCUCAUCUCCAAAAGCAUACAAAAAGAACAAUGGACGUACGAACUCCAUGAUACCAAUCCCUCACAGGAACCCUUUAACGGCCACAAAAUCUAUUUAAGUCUUAUGCGUCACAUGCCCUUAUUUCUUUUUUCCUAUUUGUAUAAAUAAAUAAAAGAAUGGAUGUCAUCAAGGCAAUACAGCAUUAUGCUAAUAAAAUGAUUGAAGAUGUACCUGGAAUGAAGGCACUCUUACUUGAUACUGAGACAACACCCAUCAUUUCACUUGUAACAACCCAAUCAGCUCUAUUGACAAAGGAAUGCUACUUGAUUGAUAGAAUUGAUAAUAGAAAUAGAGACAGACUCAAACAUUUGAAAUGUAUCUGUUUUCUAAGACCAACCAGAGAAGCGUUACAUUACCUCGUUGCCGAACUACGAGAACCCGCCUAUGGUGAUUACUAUUUAUGUAAGUUUC